AUGGCCAUGCCGGAGUGCCUCGAGGGGAUUCCUAUCGGCGUGGUGCUCGUGCAAGUGCGCCCUGCGUCGCCUGUUGAGAGCCAGGGAGGGGGCGUGCUCAAGGAGGAAGAGAUACAGCGUCUCGCAGCGUGCACAGAGACCGCAUCGGUCCUCCACGACCUCGCCGCCCUCCAAAGCCUCCACGCGCUCGAGGCCGAGGUCGAGCGCGAUGCGUGGAACCUAUGGUGCGCAGGGAUGUAUGCAGGCACGAUGCGCAUACGCAUCUAUGCGGCGGCUUCCGAGCGGCACAGGACACCACGCAAAUCCAAGCGGCCGCCCCCACCGCGGCCCGCCGCCACGCUCUGGGAACGCGUUCUGCCGCACGUCUUGGUCGGCACGCUGGAGUGGCACGCACUGAGCCGCGAGUCCGAUGCGACGCCAAGCGACGCCAAGCAUUUCUGGCGCGAGGGACUCUCGCAAUGGUCGCUCGCCGAACUAUACCGCCGCCUGCCUAGUCCACCGGACGCGCAGCUGGAUCUGGAUAUUCCGCUCAAGUGCACGCUCUAUUCGUACCAAUGCAACUCUCUCGCAAAGUUGUUGCAGCGCGAGCUCGAGCCAGAGAGCUACUGCGACCCAUAUUUUUUGCAGCGGACAUGCCCUGUGCCGAUGCGCAGUGGCGAGCGCUCCUAUGCCAUGGAUCCUGCGACGUACGAAUUCUUUCCGUGCUCUGCGGUGAGUGUCUACCCCGACUUGAAAGGAGGAAUCUUGUGCGACGAGAUGGGCGUCGGCAAAACGAUCAUCUGCAUCGCGCUUAUUCUAAGCACCCUUUCGCACGUCUCGCAGCCGGACCAGGAGCCCAUGGCGAGCGCGACAACAAGUCUUAUGGCACUCCAGUUUCCGCAGCACGAGUACCAAGGUGCAGAUCCCGCGCGAGGACUUGCGCUUGACCUCGUCACGGCACCGUUUGGCGCACCGAGUCCGGGCGAGCGCAUCUCGCGCGUACGCCCGCCUAAAGCAACACAGGCUGAGACGCCGCCGCCGAAAGAGCAUAUCGAAGGACGUGUAUCGUUGGCCGAGAUUGCUGCGCAUCGCCUGCGUACGACCAACAUGUGUCCUCCGUCGGUGCUUGCGACUUUGCCGCCCCAGCUGCAAGACCUGCUCGGCCUUGCUUCUGCACCGUUCAUCCAUCUAUGGCCGCCGCCGCCCACGCGUAUGUCACGUAUUAGCCAGAGCCGUACACCGCUGCGUGUCUACCUGACAUCGGCGACGCUCGUCCUUGUCCCACUCACGCUCCUUGUCCAGUGGCUCGAAGAGAUCGAGAAGCACUGUGAGCCCGGCGCACUGCGUGUGCUGGCGGUUCCUGAUAUACAUACACCCCUGCCGGAUGCGUUGCACCUCGCGCAGGGCUAUGACAUUGUGCUCAUGUCCCACUCGCGUUUCGGCAAGGAAGCUGGCGACGAUCAGCAAGGCAUGCGCUCGGACCUCGACGCGUCGCCCAUCAUGCAAGUCUACUGGAAGCGCGUGAUCAUUGACGAAGGUAACAUGCUCGCAGGCGACUCGCUCGUCGUCCGUCUGUGCUCCUAUCUCCGUGUCGAACGCCGCUGGAUCGUCACAGGCACACCGACCGAGGCGCUGGUCGGCUCGAGUCUCAAAGCGUCGGGCGCCGCGCUCACGUCCCCGUCCAAGGCACGCCCGACAUCGUGGACCCCUGCGGAACGCAAGAGUCUCGACCGCUUGAAAUUGCUCCUGGUGCGUUUCCUUCGACUCGCACCGUUUGUCGGGGCGUCCGCGAGCAUGGCCUCAGCCGCAAAGGCGUCUGGUCUUCCAUCGGGCAAGGAGCGCGACUGGAAUGCUCUGAUGGCCGCACCGCCAGACAACAGCGGUGAGUGGACGGCCAAGUGCCGUCUGUAUGAUGUCUUGGCCCGCGUCAUGGUACGUAACCGCGUCGAAGACGUCGAGCGCGAAUGCCCCUUGCCGCCGCUUGAGCACCGCGUGGUAUCGCUGGCCCUUUCUGACUUGGAGCGCAAGACUUACAAUGUCCUGCAGUCGCUCAUUGUCUUGAAUGCGGCGCUAUCCGAAGAGUCUGACAAGGACUAUUUCUUCCACCCAAGUAACCGCAAAGCGCUAGCCGCUGUCAUGGAAAACUUGGCGCUUGCCUGCUUUCACUUUGCCGGUCAGGGCUUCUUGGAGCAGACCAAAAGCGCACGCGACCUGAUCGAGACACAGUAUGCUUCGCUCAAGGAGCCCUACAAAGAGCGCGUCCAUGAGGCGAUGUGCCAGCUUGACGCGGCGCUCGAAGAUGAAACAUGGAAGGAGCAUUUGGCCCGUGGAGACGUCUUGUACACGACGCAAGGCGCAUCCGGCGAGCUUGUGCAAGCGUGGACCAGCCGCUCAGCGACGCACAUGACCUCGGAGGAGCUCGUCUCGAUGCGCCGAGCCUGCGCCGAAGCGUUGCGAGAGAGCAGCCUAGAUGCAGACGACCUCUAUGACGAGCUCAUUACAAAAGGGAUGCAGUACGCCCAGCGUAAGCAGGGGAAGUCGCCGGGACGCACGCCGGAUGCGCCAAAGACGGUUGUGACCCUCGCCUCGGACCACGCGACCGCCUCGGCGAAUUUGCAGCGUGCACGUCAUUCGAUUCAGCCACGGGGCCGCGCGCGUGCGCCUUGGGAAGAGGAGAUUACGCUCCCUGAAGGAAUGGACGACAUUCGCGUCACCAAAACGUCGUCGACGAAGCUGGACGCAAUGUUGGUUGAGAUCCUCACGUCGAUCGAGUCGGAAAAGGUGCUCGUCUUUUCUAUGCUGGACAAUGUGCUCUUUGAGCUUGCCGCAGCACUCGAUGUCGUACAAGUGCCUUAUUUGUGCUAUGUUGCAGGUAUGCCGCAAAAGCUCCGAAAUGAGUACGCAAGCAGUUUCGCUCACUCGUCGACCUACCGCUGCCUGCUCAUGUCGACAACGGUGGGUGGCCGUGGGCUCGAUUUGCACUGUGCCAGCCGCGUUCUAUUUGCUGAGCCUGUCUGGCAGCUGGAUCUGGAGAGCCAAGCGAUUAAGCGUGCGUGGCGCAUGGGGCAGACACGACCGGUCGUCGUAUCGACCUACGUCAUGCAGCACACGUUCGAGGAUCGGCUAGUGGUGCGUAAAAAGGCGCGCAUCGCCGAGCUCCACGAGACCAGUACGAUCGACGAUGCCAAGACACUCACAGAGGACCCCGGCAUGCGCGAUUUUGUCGCCCACCCGCGGUUUGUGCAGCCCGCUCCUGCAGAGGAGACACGGUUGUCCUGUUCUGCCUUUCAAAUGACACCGACCAAGGACGAGGGGCCGAAGAAGCGCGCAAAACAUGUACAUUAG
Messenger RNA from Malassezia japonica, 3324 nucleotides. RefSeq lists its product as uncharacterized. Gene Ontology annotation, biological process: DNA repair. Gene Ontology annotation, cellular component: nucleus. Gene Ontology annotation, molecular function: ATP binding; ATP-dependent chromatin remodeler activity. NCBI's taxonomy places the organism in Eukaryota, Fungi, Basidiomycota, Malasseziomycetes, Malasseziales, Malasseziaceae. Bases 1 to 3324 code for a protein of 1107 amino acids. The transcript is spliced from 2 exons. The record is from RefSeq and is a predicted model, not a curated record.